AUCCAAGAUCGUCUGUACUGGCUUCUAAAAAGUGACGAGUCGACUAUUAGUGAUAUAUGGCUUGAUAAGGGUUCGCCUUUACUGGCUCUUUGGCAAGUGAGUAGGACCCAGUUAACUGGCCCUUUGGCAAGUGUUAGUGUUGUUACUGGCUUUUUGGAAAUUAGAACGAAGGUUUGUGAACAUUUCGGAAAUGGAAGGUUGCUACUGGAGGAGGAAUUG
Dentiscutata erythropus is the source of this 219-nucleotide messenger RNA. Lineage: Eukaryota; Fungi; Glomeromycota; Glomeromycetes; Diversisporales; Gigasporaceae. The record is from the annotation of a GenBank genome assembly.